AGCUCGCGCCGGCCUGCCGACCGUACCGGCCCUGCAUUAUUGUUUAUUUCUAAAGAAAAAGACUGUGCUCGGAACAUACCGGUAGUCCGUCUUCGUCCAAAGCAAAAACUUGAUGUUCCAGUUCCUGACCUUGCCUGUUUUGCCUGAAAAGAGAGAAAAUGAUUCGACAAGGUCAAGAUGCUAGGCCUUUCACCCUUGUUGGGAUGACCCAGGCGGAAAGGAGAGUCUUACUGGAUCUUGUUCGACAGGAGGCUCCUGCUUUACUUCACCCUGGCGCUGUCAAACGUAUACGGCCUGGUACUUGGGACCUCAUAAUGACAAAGUUCAAUGAAUCCACGUCCUGCUCUAGAUCUGUGGCCCAGCUGAAGUCUUGCCUGCAGAACAUCAUGCGUAAGACACUUCAGAAGAAGGCUGGCGCGUGCACCACUCAGCCGUCAUAUCGCAAGAUCAACUUCUUAAUUUUCGAGAAGAAUUUGAUUCUCAACCUGGGAAAGCAGCGACCGGUUGUCUUCUCCAAGCUGAAAGAUGGAAAGACACAGGCAAUGAAAAGAAAGGCAUGGACUGAAAUAAUGUGGGCAUUCAACAAAACCCCUGGCAUCAAGACUCAGCGCACGGCAAGGGAGAUUAAGAACUGCAUGGUCAACAUGACAAACAGAAACAAAGAGGUUGAUGAAUUCCUUAAGUCUCAAAUGCCAGGAUAUGCAAAGCAAACUAAUGUUGCUGAGCAGCCACACUUGGAAGGAACUGUAGUCCUAGGGGGUGUUUCACAUCCUGUAACUAACGUUCAUGGGAAUAGUGUUGCACAGAGCCCGAUGCAGUCACCCACUGAUGGCACCAUGCAAUCAUCAGGCACAAAGUCUCACAAGAAUUCUCAACAAGGCCAGAGUAAUAAUCAAAUGGCCAAACAUAGAUUCCUCUUGCCCAAGCCUCCAGGUGUACCACCAUCAACUUUCGCAAAUCAGUCAACACCCGAUCUGAUGGGUACAUGUACUGUUUCCCAAAGCAUGCAAAUGUCCCUACCACAGAAUAACAUUCAAAAUCCUGCAAAACCAGUUCGAACAAUAUCUGUUCCGCAAGUAUCUAUGACUUCAACACAGCUAUCUCCAUCUGUAUCAACUCAACCUUCCCAGAUGCCAAUGCCUCACAUGAUGCAGGCGGGUUCAGCCAUACAGGUGCAGUCAUCAACAGGACAGCCUGUAGUUUCAGUCCAUACAUCUCAAUUACAACCUUUGCAGUCCAUGCCUGUACCUUUACCUCCACCGCAAGAUUCUGUCCUCACAUCAUCAGGUUGGAUCCCUGACAAUCCAUCACCGCAUCAUCGAACUCCCUCUACCAGUAAACCCACAGGAGACACUGGUGAUGACUGUGUCAUUGAGAUCAAAGAGGAGAGUAGCUCUGAACCGGAAGAAGUCUUUGGGCUUGAGGGCGAGUCAUCCACAAUGGAGGUCCACCAAUCCCCAAUAGACAUAUCACCAAGAUAUGGAGAUCAACUCUUGAUUCCAGGUGUGAACCAAGUCAAAAAGGCAUCACCUGCCCAGUCUACACUGCCCCAACGAGCAGAGUCUUCCAGUGAUAAGGAUGGUCUGAGGAAUGUGCAGAUCACUGUCCACAGAGAUCAGGGAGGUCACCAAAACCCCAUGGAGCAGAACCAAGGAACCAGUAACAUCCCUUCGUCAAGUUUUUCAUCCACACUCCCCUGUGAGGAGACUCCAAACUCUUCUGGCUAUCUCAUACAGAGUAGCUCCCAGUUUCUUUCUCAAAACCAACUCUUCUCCCACGAUUCAAGCUGCUCCACAAAUGGACUAACGACGGAUAUCUCAACCGAGAUGCAGGACAGUGGCAUCCGCCUGUUGGAACCCAAAAAAGAUGGAGACAGUUCUCGGAGAUCCAGGCUCAAGAGGAGGAAAGAAAGUGUCGGCACUUUAAGGAAGCGUCUCUUGCAGCAAGAACAUGAUCUUCGGGUGCAAAUGAUGAGAGAGGAGCAUGCAUGGAUGUUGGAAGAACACGUGUGGAAGCGAGAGGAACACGAGCUACGUAUGAAUAUGAUUAGGAUCAACUCAAAGUUUUAAAAAUUAAAGAUAUUAGAAUCUUUAGUUCGCUUGAAACAUUGAAUAUCCACUAUUUUUUUAAAUGUUUAUUUUAUUGUGUUCGAAUUUCUGACAUCCAUCUAUCCGAAUUCAUCCAGGAAGUCGCCAUUGGAAUCAAAAGAAAAUAAUUAUUUCUUGACUCGGUCCUUAAAGACCGUUUAGUCAUGGACCUAUUACAACUGGACAUUCAACGAAUCUCCUCCUUUCGGCCAAAGACCGUCACCGCUAAUCCAUUUAUAAACAGAGCGCUGGCAGCUGACGCCCAUCAAGCCGGUUGUACAACACGCUGUCACUGAUGGACUGCGGAAAUCAAUUGUGUGCUGCUCCUACACAUUGCGAUGUUGUUCGUUCACUUUAUAAAAAGCAACACACAGCAGCAAACGUUAGCACUAUGAAAAUGAUCGCAGAAACAAGAAAACAGGCGUGCAUAAACGUAUUUCUUACGUACAUCGCUAACAACCGCUCACAAAAUGCAUUGACAUCACUGUGCAGAUCAGUAUAUCUACAGCAGAAAAACAGUUAAAAUUCGAUGGAGAAAUGUGCGGAAAAACGUUUAAAGUGCAUCUUUUUCGGACAGUAUUGAUGUCGAUAGUCGUGCUUACCUUCGGUCAGAAGUUGAUUUUCAUUUGGGCGUAAAAUUCCAGAGGAUUGGCGAAAUUUAAUAGGAUUUUUUCUGAUGAUCAGACGACAAUUGCACAAUAUUGACAGCGUGAAAUAAUGUAUUGAAAACCGGAAAUAAAUUGCGCAUUGCAUUAUAGAUAAUGCAGGGACUUUCCCUAAUCGCAGCAAUCGAGCUUACAUGACCACAUCUGGUCGAAAGAGGGCCAGAGAUCGAGCGGUGACUGUCAUGGUCCGACAAGGGAUAGAGUAAACAAUCGCCCCGGGCGCUAAUCGUAAAAAAAGCGCAAAGAGAAAGUCAACUGUGUGACAGCAAUUUUGACAGCUGGAAACAAGUGGUGGCCAUAAAAUGCUCUUGUUGAAUGUCCAUUUAUAAUAGGUUCAUCAAGUAUAACAAAUUUGUGUGAUUUUUAGAAAAAAAUUGAUAAUUUGCCAAAUUUUAUGUCACAUCAAUUCAAUAUUACUUCCAGUAGAUGAAGUCUCAUGUAAACUGCCAUGCCCAUCAUGGUUUACGCAUGCGAGUGUUCCCAAGGUUUUGUCAUGCCAAUAAAAAUGGAUGCAAACAGUUCUCAUUUAUGUAGAAUGUCUCCCAUGAGUUCAAUUACCUGAAAAGAAAUCAUGUGCUCUUAGACUGAUGAAAUUAUAUUACAUUAAUUUCGCAUUUGAUCGAGAUCAAAUUUUCCUCAAUGGAUUUGCAACAGGAGAUCCGAAGUACAUUUUGUCUCGCCUGAAGAAAGUUCUGCAGAGACCUAGUAAUCACUUUUCCUCUUGGUCUGUUAGUCUGUUAUUGUCUUGCCUGAAUGAAUUUCGGCAGAGACGUAGCAAUCACUUUUCCUCUUGGUCUGUUACAAAAAUGUUAAAGGACAAGUCCACCCCAACAAAAAGGUUGAUUUGAAUAAAAGGAGAAAAAUCCAACAAGCAUAACACUGAAAAUUGCAUCAAAAUCAGAUGUGAAAUAAGAAAGUUAUGAUAUUUUAAAGUUUCGCUUAAUUUCACAAAACAAUUACAUGCGCAUCCUUGUUGGUAUGCAAAUGAGCCGACUCAUUACCUACUCACUAUUUCUUUUGUAUGUUACCAUAUGAAAUCUGAAAAUUUUUAAUUUUCUCAUGUAAAACAACAUUUUUAUUCCUCCCUAAACAUGUGGAAUUACCAUUAUUUCAACAGUGGUUAAGUCAAGUUGGUCCUUAUUGUCAAAUCUGUAUAAACUGAAACAUUGUAUAAUUCAAACAAUAAAAAACAAAAGAAAUAGUGAGGGACAUCAUUGACUCAUUUGCAUAUCACUUAGUUAUGAAAAAUAAGCGGAACUUAAAAAUGUCAUAACUUUCUUUUUCUAAAUCCGAUUUUGAUUAAAUUUUCAGCGUUAUGCAUGUUUGAUUUUUCUCUAUCGAUUUCCUGGGGUGUGGACUUGACCUUUAAAGUUUUUGUUCAACUUGUUCUCAUUUCUUUAUUUCUGCAUCAAUUAAGUUCAUAGUUGGUGCAUAUGAUCCUUGGGUGGUAAUACCACAUAUGUGUUGUAGAGGAUGAUGGGGUCAAAGGUCAUCUAAUAGUCAAAGAUAUGAGGUCAUGUCCAUCAUUUAAAAAAAAUUUGUUCAGUUUGCUCUUAUUUCCGCAUCAAUUUUGAUCACACUUGGUUUAAUGAUCCUUGGGUAAUACCAUGUGUGUUAUUGAGGAUGAUGUGAUCAAAGGUCAUCUAGGGGUCAAAAGAUCAUAUGCAUAUUUUAUUGAUCGCGAAAUCAGGCGAGACUUUUGGUUUGCGAACAACCUUGUUUGAAUAUCCAUGGGUAUUCUGCGUCGACCAGCACUGCACGUCCUACCACUUUCCUUGAGAAGUGAUUGAAAGCUGCCCCACUUGUACAGACUGAGGCUGAGGCAAAGCCUCUGUGUACAUCGCUGAUGGAUAGAGCAUCAUGAUGAAAGCAAUGUAAUCUGGAUCAAGUUCACCACCUUGCUCUUCCGUGAUUCUGAGUGUUUUUCAUAUUUUCCUAUUGUAUGCUCGAGUGUGUCCUCUCUCCCUUGCGCUUAUUCACUUCUCUUUCUCUCUCUCUCUUCCCCAUCCCCUGUCCCUUCUUGUUCCCUUUCUUUCUUCUCUCCAUUUCCAUUUUUAAGCUUCUCUUUUUCCCUUUCCUUCAAUUCCCCUCUCCCUUCUUUUCAGUCUAUUUCUCUCUCUUAUUAGCAUUAGUGAUCUCGACAUUCAAAUGCUCAUAACUCUUCUAUUGCUAGUCCUAUUUUACUCAAACUUUUGUUGAUUUUAUUCUUUGAUUUUUCUGCUUUCACAAAAGCUAACUUGCUCCAAGAGUUUCAUUCUCCUUUAAUAUAUUCAAAUCUGUGACUACAUGCUACCAUCCUUAUUAGAAUAAGAGAAUGGAAUAUCUCUUCGUAAUGAUGUCAUAGCAAUGGUACGAUAUGCUAUGAUUCAAAACCAAUGCGGCCUUUACUCCAAAAUCAUCCAAAUUGUUAUAUAAGUAUUUGUACAGUAAUUUGAACCUCAAAUUCACAUUUUUAGAAAAUCUGCAAAAUGCGACUUGUUCAAAAUCAGAUGGUGGACCAGUCGUAAGGUGUGCGGAGGCCUGAAGGUUUAUAAUUUGGAAAAUCUCAAAUGCACCAUUCAAUAUUUGUUUCAUAUUCAUCAUAUAAAUAACAUCAUGUUAAAGGUCAAGUCCACCCCAGAAAAAUGUUGAUUUGAAUCAAUAUAGAAAAUUCUAACAAGCAUCAUGCUGAAAAUGUCAUCAAAAUCGGAUUUUAAAAUAAGAAAGUUGUGACAUUUUAAAGUUUCACUUUUUUUUCUCCAAACAGUUAUAUGCACAACUCAGUAGUGAUAUGCAAAUGAGAGAGUCGAUGAUGUCCAUCACUCACUAUUUCUUUUGUUAUUUAUUGUUUGAAUUAUACAAUAUUUGAAAUUUUACAGAAUUGACAAUAAUGUAGAACUUGACUGAACCACAUAAUGUUAAACAAUGUUAAUUUCACAUGUUCAGGGAUGAAUAAAACUCAAUUUCACAUGACAAGGGGGAGAAAAUCAAAAUAUUCCAUAUUUCGUAUAGUAGAAUACAAAAGAAAUAGUGAGUGGGUGACGUCAUCAGUCCCCUCAUUUGCAUACCAACCAGGAUGUGCAUAUAACUGUUUUGUGAAAUUAAGCGAAACUUUAAAAGGCCAUAACUUUCUUAUGUUACAUCCGAUUUUGACGAAAUUUUCAGUGUUAUGUUUGUUGGAUUUUUCUUUUUAUUCAAAUCAACUUUUUGUUGGGGUGGACUUAUCCUUUAAGCUGGGCCUGCUGGGAGAACAGUUUUCGGUACUGAAGUGGCUACCCUGGGUAUUAUUCUAAAUAAAAAAAUUCAGAUUACUUUUAUUUUGAAUUUGAUAUGCACUGUAUACAUGUUGUACAAACUCUUGCCGGCAUUCAUGGUUUACUCUGAAAAGAUCAAACUCUGCCAAAGUUACAGAAAACAUGCCUUAAUCGUGUUGUUGGCUUUACCAAUGAUCAGAUUUCAUUGCAGGAGAGGUCAACACCUUGUGAUUGAUACAAUCAACUUCAACUAUGGAAAGCAAUCAAUGUCAUAUUUCUUCACAUACAUGUAUAACAUGUAUACACUGUCCCUUUGUAAACCAUAAUAAGCAAGCUUCUAUUUUCCAUACUUUCUUUCAAUGCUUUGAAUGAACAUAUUGUGCAUUCUAGAUGAUGGUAUCUUUGGCUUUCCAUAAACUGAGAUCAAUUGUAUUGAUCAUAUCCAUUUGAAAAGGCCCAGGAUGAGAAAUCACACAUUCAUGUAUGAGAAUCACGAGUCAACUUACACUAAGAAAGCAUACAGAGUACCAAGUCUAAAAUUAAUGUUGUCUAAAUGAAAUUGUUCAGACUGAAAUAAACAAAAUUGUGCUGUA
Lytechinus pictus (painted urchin) is the source of this 6578-nucleotide messenger RNA. RefSeq lists its product as uncharacterized. The record is from RefSeq and is a predicted model, not a curated record. NCBI's taxonomy places the organism in Eukaryota, Metazoa, Echinodermata, Echinoidea, Temnopleuroida, Toxopneustidae. The transcript has 3 exons. Bases 159 to 2069 code for a protein of 636 amino acids.